This is a messenger RNA of Cylicocyclus nassatus, 373 nucleotides long. NCBI's taxonomy places the organism in Eukaryota, Metazoa, Nematoda, Chromadorea, Rhabditida, Strongylidae. The record is from the annotation of a GenBank genome assembly.
ACGCAGCCAUGCUCGCCCGCAGUGUCGUUUUCACCCUUUUAUUCACAAUUCUUAUUGUGGACGCUGCUCUUCCAAGGCUGCGACCCUCGAAGAAAGCGAUGCGAAACUCGCUGGUACGAUUUGGAAAGCGAAGUGAUGUGCCUGAGAACGUUUUCCUAGGAGAAUCUUUCGGGCCAAGUGAGGCUGAAGGUGCUUACUACGAACGAGAACAGCAAAGAGUUCCUGUGUUCAACUCAUACUACUGAUCUCAGCUAGGAUGCUAAGCUACCAUAGCUUCAAUUAUGAGAGGCCACCAUGAAGAUCUGUGCAAUGUUUUGUAAUCCCACCGCUGCAAAUUGAUUCCCCAACCAGAUGUUAAUAAAUGUAUUUUGUG